AUGCUUAGAUGUAUAAUACGAGGAGUUCCUCGAUGCUCUAAAUUAAUUACAAGACGAUCAAUAGUCCCUAGUUCUCACGCUAUACCAAAGGUGAAUACGGGGUUUAAAAUACAAAGAUUUCAAAGUACAUCAAGAAGUGGUCAAAAUAAUCAAAUACUGGACUCAUCAAAGAUUGAAGACAUAAAUUUAAGGAAAUAUUAUGACUAUUUAUGGGAAGAUGUGGAAAAGAAGAUAACUUUAAAAACAUCCAAAUCCAAACUUCAAGAUCUGUUAAGUUUUACUUUAAUUACUUAUGAGAAUGAAAAAAUAGAUAAUGAAAUCACGUCAAAAUGUUUUAUAAAUGAUAAAUUAUUUGGUGUUGCUAAAGGUGAAACAAUUAAAGAAGCUGAACAAAAAGCUGCAAUGAAUGUAUUCUUUGAUGGGAAAGAUACAAUGUUUAAUGAUUAUUGGUUACCAAUUUCUAAAAAAAAAUUAAAGAUUGCAAAAAUUGGGGAUGGUGAUAAAUUGUUUUCUAAAAAUUAUCAAAAUUUUAUAAAUUCAAAUAAUCUAAAUUUUGGAGUUGAUUCAAAUAAUUCAAAAAAAAUAAUACCAGAAGAUUCAGAUAUCAAACUUGAUGAUGUUUCAAAUUUAAAAUUGUUUUUCCUACAUGAAUUAAGAAUCGCAAAAGCAAAGUUAACUGAAGAUAUUGCCAUAAAGAAACUUGAAGAAUUUGUACAAAACUGUGGAUUUGAAAAUGCAUCAAUUGAAUAUAGAGUAAUUGGUAAUAGAACUAAAAAAAUGGGAGGAAAACCUAUUGUUCAAUUUCAAAUGGAAUGUUUUAUAAAUAAUAUACCAACUAGUAUUGCAUAUCAUGUCGAAGAAAAAAAAUCUAAAAAGAUGGCUGCUGUGAAUGCUUUACUUCGAGGUGAAAAAAAAUUAUUUGAAGAAGUAUGGUUACCAUUGACAGAUCAAUAUUUUACUUAUAAUCAAGAAAAACCUUCAUUAUUUAUUCAAAAAUAUAAAGAAUUUUUGGAGAAGAAUAAAUAUGUGAUGAAUUUUAAAUCAGAAGUAAAUCCAGAAAUCAGAGGUGCCAAGUGGGUAUAUAAGAGUUAUUAUAAUCGAUUGGAUACAGAUACAGAAUAG
Molecule: messenger RNA, 1122 nt
Organism: Hansenula ciferrii
Lineage: Eukaryota; Fungi; Ascomycota; Saccharomycetes; Phaffomycetales; Wickerhamomycetaceae
Exons: 1
Coding region: 1-1122 (373 amino acids)
Source: RefSeq, a predicted model, not a curated record